Aspergillus versicolor CBS 583.65 is the source of this 1635-nucleotide messenger RNA. RefSeq lists its product as uncharacterized. The transcript has 3 exons. Gene Ontology annotation, molecular function: amino acid transmembrane transporter activity. The record is from RefSeq and is a predicted model, not a curated record. Gene Ontology annotation, cellular component: membrane. NCBI's taxonomy places the organism in Eukaryota, Fungi, Ascomycota, Eurotiomycetes, Eurotiales, Aspergillaceae. Gene Ontology annotation, biological process: amino acid transmembrane transport. The coding region runs from base 1 to 1635 and encodes 544 amino acids.
AUGACUACAGUAAAGGACGAACUUGAUAACAAAGAACCAGUUGAUGAUCACCCCACAGAAGGCAAUCUCAGCACCAUUACCCAUAAUGGAGACCAUCUCCAACGCAGACUGGGCAUCCGCCAAAUACAGCUGCUCGCGAUAGGAGGUACCAUUGGAACCGCGCUCUUUAUCAACAUCGGCAACGGGCUGAAGGACGGAGGGCCCCUCAGCCUCUUGCUCGGCUGGUCGCUCUAUUCUGGCCUCCUUGGACUAAUCAACAACGGGAUCACUGAGAUGACUGUUCUACACCCUGUGGCUGGGGGCUUUGUCCGACUAGCAGGAAAGUGGGUAGACGACGCCUUUGGCUUCAUGGCUGGUUGGAAUUUCUUCUUUUAUGAAGCCCUUGGGAUUCCAUUCGAAAUAACCGCUGUGAAUAUUGUCUUGUCGUUUUGGAGAGACGAUAUCCCCACUGCUGCUGUUUGCAGUGCCUGUAUUGUUAUAUACCUUAUUUUGAAUGUUCUUACUGUCAAGAUUUAUGGAGAGGCUGAGUUCUGGCUAUCUGGAGGUAAAGUAGCGAUGAUUGUAAUAUUGUACUCCUUCACAUUCGUCACGAUGGUCGGCGGCAAUCCCCAGCACGAUGCGUAUGGAUUCCGGUACUGGCAAGUCCCGGGGCCCAUGGCUGAGGGUAUUAGCGCUGGUACCUUUGGGCGUUUCCAGGGCUUCCUGUCUGCGCUAUGGUCCGCGUCGUUUGGGAUUGUUGGGCCGGAAUUUGUCUCCAUGGCCGCCGCCGAAGCGAAACACCCGCGUGUCUACGUCAAAAGCGCAUUCAAAACCAUCUACUGGCGAUUUUUUCUGUUCUUUAUUCUCGGUGCACUUUGUGUGGGCAUCGUGAUCCCCUACGAUGAUCCUACACUCGUUGCUAUCCUAUCGGGGGACGACGCCAAUGCUGGCACAGCAGCAGCAUCGCCAUACAUCAUUGCAAUGGGGAAUAUGGGGAUCUUGAUCCUCCCACAUAUAAUAAACGCCCUGCUAGUGACAACCGUGUUCUCUGCUGGAAAUACAUACAUGUACUGCGCCACGGCUCCGGCCUUUCUGACCAAAUGCACCAAGCAAGGGGUCCCUGUAUUCUGCGUCCUUGUUACGACUUGUUUCGCAUUUCUCUCUUUCCUCCAGUUAAACGACGGCUCCGCUGAAGCACUUACAAUCCUAACAAGUCUCAUCACGGCUGGUGGUUUGAUCAAUUAUAUCACGAUGAGCGUGACUUAUAUCUUCUUCCACCGCGCGUGUCGUGCCCAAGGGGUUGAUCGCCGGACAUUUCCUUACUACGGUCGCUUCCAGCCAUAUUGUGCCUGGGUCGGACUUUUCGGAGAAUGUCUAAUCCUUUUCUUCUACGGAUACUCAAGCUUUACGCCGUGGGACGUGUCAACGUUUUUCAGUUACUACACCAUAGCUAUCAUUGCACCGGUUCUAUUUACGAUGUGGAAGAUUGUCAAGCGUACGAAGGUUGUUAACCCUCUCGAAGCAGAUCUUGUUUGGGAAAGGCCAAUUACUGAUGCGUUUGAGGCGGCGCUGAGUUCGCGGCCUGUUGGAUUUUGGACUGAGAUGGGGAGGAUGGUCGGUUUCCAAAGGAAGACGGUCCAUACGGGGGCGGAGUAG